UUCUUUCAAACUCGUAAAGCACAAACAGGCUCAAGUCGAGAGAGAGGGAGAAAGAGAUGGAAAUGGAAGGAAUUGCAGUAAACAACAGAAGGGAAAUGGAAGGAGAGAAGACAAAGAAAGAAGAUAAUAGGUUAGAAUUAGAGUUAGAGAUUGUCUUGGUGACGCUGGGCACGGUUCUGCUAGUUGCAGGUCUGAAGCACGCCAUGACUUCCCUGCUUGAGCAAUGGCGCGCGCUGGUCUUCCUCUUACUCAACCUCGUCCUCCUAUCCAUCCUCUUCAUGUCCAUUCCCUCCUCUUCUGCGUCAUUUAACCACAAGGACUACAGUGCAGAAAAAAGCACUACCCCAGACGGCAAUGAUACUCAGUCCCAGAUCAUCACCAACAAUGGCAAGAGCAAGGAACAAUGCACUGAUCAUCCGGCGCCAGCGGAGGAGGACCUCCAUAACAACAUAGAUGAUGCUGAAGACGUCAUGCUCACAGAGCCUGUCGAUGAUGACGACGACGGAGAAGGCAACCCUCGGCUAACAAAAGAGGAGCUUAAUGCACGGGUGGAAGCUUUCAUUCUGAUGUUUAGGCAGCAGCUGGCGUUGGACGCCAAGAGGGGAGGCUUCUGCUUUGCAUCCAGAGUUGAUUCAACUCCUUCACUUGGCGUAGUCUCGUAGAAGGAAGCACGUACAAUCGCUCCCCGGUGAUUCUAUGCCAUGGUUUAUAAUAUAUCUCACCGGCCGUUCACCAUUGGAUCCCAGAUUAGAGAAAGCUAGCCUGAGGUUCAGAAGGAGUUGUUCGGAUGCAAUGGUGAACGGCCGGGGCCGACUGAACACAGCAUAUCUGUCGACUGCCGAUCGCUCCGAGAUGUUCUUAGUAGUUAUAUUUGCUCAUUUGUGUGGGAUGUAUUUGAUGUCAGCAUGCAAUUCGCCAUUUUGGACCUUUUGGUGCUUGGUUUUGCCUCA
Nelumbo nucifera (sacred lotus) is the source of this 950-nucleotide messenger RNA. RefSeq lists its product as uncharacterized. Lineage: Eukaryota; Viridiplantae; Streptophyta; Magnoliopsida; Proteales; Nelumbonaceae. The record is from RefSeq and is a predicted model, not a curated record.